Tilletiopsis washingtonensis is the source of this 2193-nucleotide messenger RNA. RefSeq lists its product as hypothetical. The coding region runs from base 1 to 2193 and encodes 730 amino acids. Gene Ontology annotation, biological process: intracellular transport. The transcript has 5 exons. The record is from RefSeq and is a predicted model, not a curated record. NCBI's taxonomy places the organism in Eukaryota, Fungi, Basidiomycota, Exobasidiomycetes, Entylomatales.
AUGCCCGCCUUGCGUCCCACCACCACCUCGAGCGCCGGCGAGCCGCGUUCCCCGCGUCUGACGCUCACCACUGGCGGCAGCGCCACGCCCUCUCGUCGCAGUGCCGCGCCCUCGCCCUACGCGCGGCCCACGCCGCCGCGCCUGCCGCCGGCCGCCGCCGCCGCCUCGCCUCGCACGCCGAGCACCCAGCGCGCCGUGGCCCUGCGCGGCCGCGCACACGAGGGCGACGCACCGCCGCAGAGCAGCCCGCGCUCGCCGGCGAUGAUGGCGCUGGGCGGCUUCCUCAAGGCCCUCAGUCCCUUUGCGCGGGCCAGAGGCAGCGCGGCCUUUGGGGCGGCAGAGGAAGAGGAGGAGGACGAGGGCGCGCAAGAGCAGGAGGACGAGGAGGAUGAAGAGGAGAGGCUGUACCCCGCGCUGCCGCAGCUUAGGUCGGGCGCUCAGGAGACUGAGCAGCAGCAGCAGGCGCAGCAGUCGCAAGGGCCCGCUGCAGCUGCUACAGCCUUCGCUCCGCCAUCUUUCGCUGCGCCCUCUGCACCGGCCUUCGCUGCGCCGGCUUUUGCGGCUCAGAGCUACGCAUCUCCGCCGUCCUUCAGCGGCUCCAUCUCGCGCCAGUCCGGCGCCUCCUUCGCCUCCAACGACGCUUCGAUGAGCGCCGCCCAGCCCGCAAGCAACACCUCUCCUCUCGCGCGCAACUACGCCCUCCUCUCUCAAUUCUUCGCCGAGAAGGCCAAUACCGAGGGCCGCGUUUCUGGCGCCCUCUCCUCGAGCUCUGCUUCGCCGCAGUCGACGUCGACGGAGCAAGAGAAGGCGGUCGAUUCGGAAGAGGAUGAGCUGGCGUCUACGACGGAAGAGGGAGAGAUGGACGAGAACGUCCCACCCGCUUCUCCCGCUCCGACGCUCGCUCCGAGCUUCUCCUUCAAGAGCAGCACGACUGCGACCUCUUCAGCACCGACGAGUUCGGCUCCUGCGCCUGCGCCCGCAAAGCCACUGUCCAAGGCCUCCUUCAUCCCUUCAACCUCGGCUUUUGCUCCCAAGAAGCCCUCGCCGCUUUCCCUCGGUGCCUUUGCGCCCGACUCGCCCGGCAGUGGCUCGGAGAGUGAGACGCCGGCUCGCCAUUCCUCUGCUUCUGCCAGCGCUGCCUCUCAGCAGCAAGAGCAGCAGCAGCAGACGCCGAGCAAGAAGCUCACCUUUGGAGCGUCAAGCGCGGCUGAGUCGACGACGCCGAAGAGCGAUCCGCCCGCCAAGAUGCUGUUCGGCGCGCCCGCUGCGACUGCGCCAGCGAGUCAGCCAAAUGAGAAGGCGCCGCCGUCGAAGCCGACCUUUUCGUUCGGCGCACCCACUCCCUCGAACGCUGCGCCCGUCUCUACGUCUUCGACGACACCAGCUUCCACGACGCCGGCAGCACCAGCGGUCAAGGCUGCCUUCACAUUCAGUCCCUCUACGCCUGCAUUCACGCCCGGUUCAACCGUCUCUUCUGCAGCUGCGGCUGCAGCGGCCACGACAAGUCCGUCCAGCGACGAGCGCACCGCAGCCUCGCGUCUCUCGUCAUCCGGCUUGCCCACGUUCGACUUCCCGGCACUGCCCACUUCGAGCGCCGCCGCGAAGACGGAGGAACAGAAUGCGGCGCUGAAACUGAGCAAGGAGGAGCUGCCGAGCUUCACGUUCGAGGUGCUUACUGCGGCAAAGGAGAGCGGAGAGAAGCCGGAGGCAGACCGAUCUGCGGCGCCUUCCCCGCCUUCUUUCGCUCCUUCUCCCGCGCCCUCUCUCUCGACCAACGGCGCGGGCACCGCAGCCGAUGCCGAUGUCUCCGACGCCGCAGCCGACGCCCCCUCGACGCUGGCGGGCGCAGGCGAAGGCGAGGGCGAAGAGUCCGAGUCGACGGCGUUUGAGAUGCGCGCCAAGCUGUGGAAGCUGGCCGAGAAGGAAUGGCGGGAUUUGGGCAUUGGCAUGCUGCGCAUCAAGCGGGAUGAGGGCAAGGGAAAGACGAGGAUGUUGGUGCGCAACGAGGUCACUGGCAAGCCUGUCGUCAACUUCAAUCUCUACAAGCAGCUCACGCUCAAGCGCGAAAAGCAGGUGCUGACGUUCACGGGCUUCGAGGAGGGCAAGCCGAUGAGCUAUCGCUGCAAGGUCAAGACGGAGGAGAUGGCACAGGAGCUCAAGGAGGCGGUGGAGAAGGGCGUCAAGGAGCUCUGA